Messenger RNA from Mytilus californianus (California mussel), 3880 nucleotides. RefSeq lists its product as uncharacterized. The record is from RefSeq and is a predicted model, not a curated record. The transcript is spliced from 11 exons. NCBI's taxonomy places the organism in Eukaryota, Metazoa, Mollusca, Bivalvia, Mytilida, Mytilidae. Bases 48 to 2027 code for a protein of 659 amino acids. Gene Ontology annotation, molecular function: protein binding.
UAAAAUGAUGGCAAUAGUUUCCUUAUUCUCAUAUUAUUUUUGUACAAAUGGAAGAUAAACUAAUUUAUUGUUAUCUAUAUCUUGUAAUCAUCUUGUCUUCCUGUCACGGCAAACCAAUACUGUCAACAUCACCAGGAAAAUUUGCUGUCUUAGGGAAGAGGUAUUCCAUUGGAUGUGAAUACGAUAAUACUUCAACAAGUUUAGCAUUGACAAAAGACGGUAACAUAGAGGUUGAGGUAGAAAGAAGAACUUGUAGUGGCACUCAUACCGUCAAGAAUUACCUGAUACAAUGUAACACUUCCGGUGACUUGACAGUUACCAUUCAGGCAAAGGAUGUAACACAUAACUUGGACAAUACAACGUGGCAGUGUUCUGAUAAGAUUUCACAAAGUCCACCUUUUCUACUCCGUGUGUACACUCCUCCUACUAAUGGACCCAUAACAGAAAUAAAAGGUGGUAAUAGACCUUUUAAAUUUGGUGAUGUGGUAACACAUUUGUGUACAGUAAUCGGAGGAUUUCCAAAACCGAGACUAAUGUGGAACUCUUUGAAUCCUUUCGCUUCGAGGGAAGAAUAUUAUGACGACAAAACAAGAAGAAACAUACUUGAAAUACAAAUUAAUAUUUCAAAGAGCUACCACUACUAUGACUGCACAUGCUUUGCUGAACAUGAAGCAUGGAGUGGACCAAUGGAUAACAUAUCAAUACCCGUGCUCAUACAAACUGCCCCGAUCAUUGGCAUAAACAACAGAAGUCUAUAUACCGCAGGUCCUGGAAUGCCAGUUACCAUUACACUAGAUUAUUACGCCUACCCGGGAAACACUUCUGUGAUUCUGAUUAAAAAAGAUAACACUGAUAUUCAAAGUGAAAAUAUAACUAAAAGAAGGUAUGUGAAGAACAAUGUAGAUUUCACCGCUCAAGGACAAAGGUAUCAGUAUGAAGGGGAAUCAGUUUAUUGGACACUUGGGAUGUUCAACGAGACAGACUAUGGACCUUAUAAGAUUGUGCUUCAGAAUGGCGAAGGGAUUACGCGUUUCGCCUUAAACAUAACAUUCCAAGGCCCACCAUCAGAACCGUACAAUGUGAGUAUUAGAGAUAUAACAAGUUAUGGAUUUACAGUCACGUUUUCUCCUGGUUACAAUGGUGGAAACGAACAAACAUUCUGUAUCAGUCAUUGGCCUUCAAAUGAUCACAAACGAAAGAGAAAUGUAAAGUCAAAGAAAGAACCCAUCAAAGUGGAUAAUAUGUUUUCAUCGACGGAUUACCAAUUCAUAUUGUAUGCCGAAAACAAAAUGGGGAGAAGUUUAGCAUCUCAAAAAGACCCUUUGAAGAUACGGACGACAAUAGGAGAAGCUAGGGAUGGAAGUCACAAGCUGAUCCAUAUUGUUUAUUUUGUUGUCUCUGUGUGUUUACUGCUGAUACUGACUGCUUUCAUAUCAGCAAUUGUUUUCUGUUAUAAACAAAAAACCUUUACACGAGAAUUACCUCCAUACAUACCACCAAGGGCAACACUUAAUACAAACCGAGCAGUAUACACUGACAGAGCCGUAUUUAGGAGAAGUGUAGGUCUACCUGAUUCUGAAACAGUGGAUAGAAUGACUUCAAGGUGCAAGAGAAUUAGACGAGCAAUCAAAGUACCUCCAAUUCUUGCUGUAUUUAGAAAAUCCAGAUAUCUACCUGACUGCAACGUCAUUUCAGAUGUACACGAGGCUAUUUCAAGAAGUACUAGCAACAUUCCAAAUGGUAAUAGCCAGGCAACUAGUCGGGCAUCUGAUGAACAGCAACAAGUCCGUCAGUCUGCAGCCACCUUUCCCAGAGAGUUAAACUAUCCUCAUAUUGAAAUACGCCACCAAGGACCCAGGACUUCGCCAGCCUUGCAUAGAACAAGAACAAAUUACAGUCAAAUUUACUUUAAUGAUCGUAUUUCAGCUGUACCAGAAAGUAUUGAUGUGGAAGAAGAUGGAGACAGCGGAAACUAUGGACAGAUAUUUUUCCAAACGGCGACGUUACCUCCACGUGCAGCGAAGUGAUCUUCGAAACAGCUCAACUGGAUAUAGUGUAGCUUGGUGGUGGAUUGUUUGAACUUGAAAUUUGUAGAGUGCUAAAUUGUUCAUCAAUAACAAUAACACAGUCCACACAGUUAAUCACCGUUUACAAAUUUAACAAAUGUACAAUACUUAUUAAUAAUAACUUAAUCAGUUUAUUAAUUAGUUUAUUGAUGUCUAUAUACUUAUGCCUAUUGUAAUGAGCAAUCUAUGCAGUUUACAAAUUCAUUGGUUAAAUAGUUUAUUAGUUUCUUCGAAAGGAAGAUAAACGAUUAAAGAUCAUGGGUAUUCAAAAUACUUUAAAUUCGGAGUAUAAUAAGUGAACUUGAGAUUUCCAUAAUGGUUAAGUAUUCCUAGUAACAAAUAAUCUGAAUUAAGUGUUAUUUUUUCUAAACGUGUACGUUCAUGUUGCUGCCUGAAUACACCUGAAUACACAGCCUAUCAACAUUGACCCUCUGAAGAGUUACUUCUUUUUCAACGAAUUAAUGAACGAAGAUGUUGUUUCAUUCAGUGCUUUGCUUUUGCACCAAUUGGCAUUUCAUUUACGCCAAAAAGUCAUAUUUCAAUGCAAUGCACCCGUUUGACUUUGCCGAACUACAGUCUCUUUGAUUUAUGGUUGCUCAGAUCUGGACCAAUUAUUAUGUGUUUACUAUUCAACUCGAACCUGUUUUUGACUUUAUAUUUCUUGGUCGUUAAAAUAAACUUAAGAAUGGUUGUCUUUGGUUGCUGUUUGUCAUAUUUGUUUUUCGUUAUUGUUUUGAAAUAAAUCAGGCUGUUGGCUUUUUCGUUUUGUUUCAGAUUUGUUAUAUCGGGCCUUUUAUAGCUAACUAUACGGUAUGAAUUUUACUCAUUGUUGAAGGCCUUGCAAUAUGCAUAGUUGCUUAUACAUACACGCCAUUUGAACUCUGGUGGAUAGUCGUCUCCUUCGCAAUCAUACCAUAUCUCCUUAUUUUUUAUAUAAACAUAAAAUGCAGGAUCUAUUUUUUUUAAAUCCUGUCAAAUUCUUCCCUUUUUGAGUUUAUUAUAUGUAUAGGUCUAGGCACAGGUGUUAAAGGGGCAUUAGCUGUCAACUUCAUGUUCAUCGAUUUGACUCAAAUUCUCAUAUUUAAUUUAUAACAUACUAAAACGUCAUUUCAAAUUACAAAAAGUCUAAAAUAAACAAUUAGCAAUGCAUGGACUCGAUAAUAUGUAUAUCAGCAUUUCGUGUGUACUUUAGUCUAGACGCUAUCUAAUGAACCAUCGAGAUGACCUCCGAAGACUUUCGACGGUCAUAUAGCCCGAUAUAAACAUAAAUAUAAAUAUAAAUAUAUAGCGAGCACGUGCUUUUGAAUUUUCUAGGUCUUUUUAAUUUCAUGUUAUAGGUUCGUUUUUACCUGUAUAAGAAUGAUUUUUUGUAGAUCGAAUCAGUCAACGAAAUGGUUCACCCUUGUUUCACUUUCAAUGUUGACAUUCUUUUCCUUUUAAUAGCUUUGCACGCCAAGUGCAUGCGUAAUCUAUCUCCAGCUAAGGGGUUAAAUUCAAGGUCACUUGAAUACGGAUUCAAUUGAGGUCGAAUUAUUGACUUGCAAGCCAAUAAUACAUCGGCAAUGGUUUUUUGCCUAUUUUGACACAUUUGGGCCAAACUGACUGCUUAUGACGAAUUAUUAUUUCAAACUUCCGCUUUUAUUAAUUCUUGAAACAAAAAGAAUCGUAUUUUAAUUUUUUGUCUGAAUUAUAGCUAAUGCCCCUUUAAAAUAUAUGUAUGUUCUAAAUACACUCAGUGUGUUUAGUAUAUUCAGUAUAUAUAUAUAUUUGUCUCGCAUUUAUGGGUUUGGAAAGAUUAAACUGUAUGUGUCGAU